AUGGGUUCUGUCGGGCAACAGAGCAUCACCUUUGAAGAAUGGCUCGCGUGCAGCGCUGUUCUCUACGAUUGGGCGGAUAACUAUGACAAUAAGAACUGGGACGGACUGCGUGACAUUCUUGCCCCGAAGCUGUUGGUCGACUAUGCAAAAGUCAACAACGCCAAAUUCGUCGACCUCCCCGCCGAGAAGUAUAUCGAGAUGAUGAGCGACCCGCUGUUCCUGGGCGAUCCGUUGAUCGUCUCGCAACACCUGAUCGGCGCGACCAAAUGGGAGAAGAUUUCAGACGAGGAGGUUGUCUCGCAUCAUCAGUCCAGAGCCGCGCAUCAGCGGUGGGCGGACGAGCAGAGGAGCGUCGUGGCGGUCAAGGGCCAUGGACAUGGUGUUGUUACUACCUUCUAUAAGAAGCUGGAUGGUGUGUGGAAGUGGGCGGGGAUUAGGACGAAGGUGAUUUGGAAUGAGUAUGACUUUGAGCAUGUGUUUGUUGGAAAGGCGGGGAAGGAUGUGUGA
Coniosporium apollinis CBS 100218 is the source of this 507-nucleotide messenger RNA. RefSeq names its product scytalone dehydratase. Gene Ontology annotation, biological process: melanin metabolic process. The record is from RefSeq and is a predicted model, not a curated record. The transcript has 4 exons. The coding region runs from base 1 to 507 and encodes 168 amino acids. Gene Ontology annotation, molecular function: scytalone dehydratase activity. Lineage: Eukaryota; Fungi; Ascomycota; Dothideomycetes.